Phyllopteryx taeniolatus (common seadragon) is the source of this 2547-nucleotide messenger RNA. RefSeq names its product small integral membrane protein 28-like. The transcript is spliced from 2 exons. The record is from RefSeq and is a predicted model, not a curated record. NCBI's taxonomy places the organism in Eukaryota, Metazoa, Chordata, Actinopteri, Syngnathiformes, Syngnathidae. Bases 1621 to 2142 code for a protein of 173 amino acids.
UGGGAUAGGCCCCGGCACGCCCGUGACCCUUGUGAGGCUAAAGCGGUACAGAAAAUGAACAAUUGCAUGUCUUUACCGUUAUUAUGAAUGUAUAAAGGCAAUAGUGCAAUGAGUAGUUAGGAUCGUUUAUACACUUGUAUCAAGAGAGUUUGAAGGGCAACAAAUGUACAGUAAAUUGUGCAACUCACACGACGGUUGCUAUGAACCUGUUUAUUUCUUUAACGUUAUGCACUUUCGUCUUCACCGUUUUGCAAGAAGUGUAUUUCAGUGGGCCACCACCAUUUGCUCUGUAAAUGGAUUCUAUCAACAAAACCGUAAAGUAUAAUGCUGAUUUUGAGAGUGUUACAAAAGCAAGGUCAUGUGUGUGUGUGUGUGUGUGUGUGUGUGUGUGUGUGCGCGUUUGUGUCAUGUAAUAUUUCAACCAGGAUUAAUGGAGGAUGGUGGCACGCCAACGGGCUGUUUUGGUGUGACACUGCAGAGCCAACCGCAUAUAAGUGAGUGUGCUUGCGAGUGAGAGUGAAUUGGAGAGUGUUGAAGCGUGCAUGAGCGUGAGAGGGUGAAGGUGAGAGUGUGACAAGUGGCAUGAAAAUUCUUUGCAUGAGAGUUAGGGGGCCAAUGAGACAGCUGGUGUGAUUGUUAGUGUAUUAGAAAGUGACAAAAAAUGAAUAUGAGAUCCAGAGAGUGAAGUUAGAGUGAUUCUGAUCAUUUAUCGUAGAGGGUGUCCAAGCGAGCAUAAGAGUGAGAAUGAGACAGGCGGUGUGAUUGUGAGUGAGAGUUCCUUAGAGGGGAUUUAAUAUUGCAUGAGCGUGAGAGAGUGAAGAUGAGAGUGUGGUGUGAUAGCGGGCGAGAGUGUAUCGGAGAGUGUGUAAAAGUGAUCGUGAGAGUAACAGAGUGAAGGCGAGGCCAAGACAGAGUGAUUGAAGGUGAUCAAGAUAAAGUGUUUGAAAGAAUGCAUGAUUGUGAGAGAGUGAAGGUGAGAGUGAGACACCUGUUAUGACAGUGAUAUUGCGAGUGAGAGUGUUCGAAAGUGUGUCGAAGGGAGCAGUACACAGAGUCAAAGCAAGGAAGAGUGAAUCUGACAGUGUCGAAUGCAGCUUGAGAGUGAGAGAGUGAACGUGAGACAGUGACAGAAAGCGGUGGACGUGAGAGAGUGAGAUGUGUGGUGAGCAUCGGAUGACAGUGAGAGAAUUGGUGUGACUGUGCGAUGGCGAGUGUAUGGGAGAGUGAUCAUGUCAAAGUGAGCACGAGCACCAGUGACAGAAUGAACGUGAGCGUGAGACUGAGCGUGACUGAAGUGAGAGAGUGAGGCAGUUGUCACGAAAGCGAGGAAAGCGUGUAAGAAGGCGCACACGAGAGUGAAUUUGAGAGUGCUACAAAGCGAGUAAGAAUUGAACAGACACGCAUACACGCAUGCAAAGAGAGCGAUGUGGGGCAGGAGUAAAUCUCUCGGCUGGCCUGAAUCCUGAUAUUGGGUCGCAUGCAUGUGUGCACACGUGAGUCCCCACCCCUCCCAGACCCAUUACACUAACCCUCCCACCCCGCCGCCGCCGCCGCCGACCCUGUUUGCCUCUCAAAGUUGCGUCCGCGAGCGGGACCCGAUCACAUCUUCAUCUGGGCAGCAUGCGCAGCCUCCUGGAGAGCAGCUGGCGGCGCUUCGGCCCGGCGGGGCGCGGAUCCUACGACUGGGCGACGCCACUGCCCUCCGCGCACGAGCAACAGGGCUUCAACUGGAAUGACCUGGGAGAGGACAGGAAGUUUGAGCUGCUGGUGUACGUGGUCCUCCCAGCGGUGUCGGUCCUGCUGCUUGUCCUGGUGGCGGUCUUGGUCUCCCGCCGCUGCUCCGCCUCGGCCUCCAAGCUGGGCCUGACCAACGUGAUUGCGCUGGACCUGCAGGACGCCGAGAGCGGCGCCGAAUUGCUGUCAUCGCUGACCCGCAAUGCAGAACGCCACGCCAGCACCAGCUCGACGGGCUCAGACGGGGUCUUCGUCAUGGUCUACCUGCCGCCCCCCUACGAGGAGACCCUCACCAAGAUCAGCAGGGCCGCCAGCCUCGGCAGCUCCAAGGACGCCGAGUCCAUCAAGAUUGAGGAUCUGGAGGCCAAGCUGUGCCCGGAGGUCAGGUCCAGUGGUCGCUACGUGUGACAAGACUCUCCUGAUCAUUCCACAUCUCGGCUUUUGUUUUGAAGUCAGUUCCUCGCAAUAAUCCACAGAACACUUGUAAAUACAGUGGUACCUUGACUUACGAGUUUAAUUUGUUCCGUGACCAAGCUCGUAACUCAAUUUACUCCAAUGCAUUUUCCCCAUUGAAAUGAAUUGAGCUAUAUGCUAUGAUGUCAUGCCAUGACAUCACAAUAUUAACAUAGCAGACACCUGCCUAGCGCCUACACACUCAUCAGGAUUUGUGCCUCCAAAUGUUCAACUGGACCGGACCAGUGACCAGUAAUGACUGGAUCAUGAGCUUCUACUUCUUCUUACUUCCUGCGAUGUCAGCUUGUUUGUGAUGUUCUACUGCCCCCUGCUGCCCAACGGUCAAUAAAGAAAGUUGAA